GGGAUCAGAGGGAAAAGGAAGCUCAUUUCGGAAGGCUGUGCAAAUAGCUGGAAUUCCGUUUCCGUUCUUGUUCCUGGGAUUUUAUUCCGUCGCCAGAGGGAAAUCACACAAUAUUUACACUUUAUUGAGCCUCAUUGUUCUUUUGAAGACAUCUUGAACCGAUGGCGUCUUCCCCGCAGAAAUCUCCGUCCUCUCCCAAGUCUCCAACUCCAAAGUCUCCGUCCUCGAGGAAGAAAGAUGACUCAUUUCUGGGGAAACUUGGUGGGACUCUGGCAAGGAGAAAAAAGGCGAAAGAAGUGUCAGAGCUGCAGGAGGAGGGGAUGAAUGCCAUUAAUCUCCCCCUGAGUCCCACACCUUUUGAGCUUCAUCCUGAGGACAUCAUGCUAGAGGAAAAUGAGGUCCGCACCAUGGUGGACCCCAAUUCAAAGAAUGAUCAGAAACUACAGGAACUCAUGAAGGUGCUUAUUGACUGGAUCAAUGAUGUGCUGGUGGGGGAAAGAAUAAUUGUGAAGGACCUGGCGGAAGAUCUCUAUGAUGGACAGGUUCUUCAGAAACUCUUUGAAAAGCUGGAAGGUGAGAAGCUCAAUGUUGCUGAGGUGACCCAGUCUGAGAUUGCCCAGAAACAGAAGCUACAGACAGUUCUGGAGAGGAUCAAUGAAGCUCUGAAGGUCUCCACAAGGAGCAUCAAGUGGAACAUUGACUCCGUCCAUGCCAAAAGCAUUGUAGCAAUCCUCCACCUGUUGGUGGCGCUCUCACAGCACUUCAGAGCUCCAAUUCGUCUUCCAGACCAUGUGUCCAUACAGGUGGUUGUGGUCCAGAAACGAGAGGGCAUUCUCCAGUCCCGACAGAUUCUAGAGGAGAUAACUGGCAACACGGAGGCAUUAUCUGGCAGGCAUGAGCGUGAUGCUUUUGACACUUUGUUUGACCACGCACCUGACAAGCUCAAUGUGGUGAAAAAGACUCUUAUUACUUUUGUGAACAAGCACCUAAAUAAACUAAACCUGGAGGUAGCUGAACUGGAUACCCAGUUUGCAGAUGGUGUGUAUCUGGUUCUGCUGAUGGGACUUCUGGAAGGGUAUUUCGUCCCCCUCUACAACUUCUAUCUUACCCCUGAGAAUUUCGACCAAAAGGUUCAAAAUGUGUCUCUCUCUUUUGAGCUGAUGCAGGACGGUGGCCUAGAGAGGCCAAAACCCAGGCCUGAGGAUAUUGUGAAUUGUGACCUAAAAUCAACACUUCGAGUUCUUUACAACCUUUUCACCAGGUACAGACACGUGGAAUGAAAAGAAAUGUGAAACAUAUUUAUGGGGAACGCAGAUUUUUUGACAAGCAGAAUAUGGUGUUCAUUAUGGAGUAUCGUAUAAUGCCACUAUACUAUUAUUAUAUACAACCGUCAUUUGUCUUUAAGAUGGUUGUAAAAACACUAAGAGUAUAAAUGCUUUUAUACAACAGCAUUCUAUUCCUCCAAUGAUCCAUUGAAGUCUUGUGAACUGAAACUGUGUUUGUGGAAAUGGAAUUGGCAGUUUUAUAUUUGUUUGAGAUAUAUAAAUCCUCAAGUGCCUAUAAAAUAUUGAAGGUAUAAGACACAAUCCUAUCUUGUACUUCACAUUAUUCUUAACACUACAUUAUUUUAAUGAAUUCACAUUGACAGCUAUGUUUUGUUGCUAAAAGCAAUCACAAAUUCAAACCCCACAUCAGCUGCAUUGGAUUUUUUGCAGCUCAAUUUCCAAGUGGGUAUCUGACCAAAUAAUUAUGAGUUAGUUUGAAUGAGUGGUGCGCUCACUACGUAUCAUACUUUAAUGUCCGGUCUAAUGUUUUAAUUUUCUACUCAGUAGUGCCAUGCUUUUCCUGAAUGAAUUGAAAGUGCAAAGGCAUCAACCAAAAGUAUUUUUUUACUGAUAUACUGUUGCCACAGAAAUGUGGCUCAAUGUAUUAUUUUCAUGUAUUUAUCGAAGACUCCAUAGCAAGGGUUGCAAUUGGUUUUCUUUUUUGGUCUUUUAAUUUAUUUAUCUUAAAUCUUUUGCAUCUUGGAUCAUUAUGGCAAAAAUUGCAUUUGGAAUGAACAUACUUAACAAAUCCCCCCCCAAAAAAACACAUGUUUUCAACAAAGCUAAAUCCAUGAAUAUGUAAGACGUGUUUAUAUUGUUUGAUGUAUUUCAUUGCAUUAGUGUCUUUUAUAGAACUGCAUAUCAUAGUUAUACAACUGAAUUCUACAUUAAACGUGGAUGA
This is a messenger RNA of Xyrauchen texanus (razorback sucker), 2226 nucleotides long. RefSeq names its product alpha-parvin. The record is from RefSeq and is a predicted model, not a curated record. Bases 162 to 1280 code for a protein of 372 amino acids. Gene Ontology annotation, molecular function: actin binding. NCBI's taxonomy places the organism in Eukaryota, Metazoa, Chordata, Actinopteri, Cypriniformes, Catostomidae. The transcript is spliced from 13 exons. Gene Ontology annotation, biological process: establishment or maintenance of cell polarity; actin cytoskeleton organization; cilium assembly. Gene Ontology annotation, cellular component: focal adhesion; cytoplasm; actin cytoskeleton.